AUGGACCUCGAUCAUGCUCUGUCUACCUUCAUCUUCCAUCACAUAUUCUUCCCUAUCAAACUCCCACAGGAGGCUGAACAUGACCUAGUUCAGCUGGAGAGCCGCCUGAUCGUGGCUGUGAGAGAUGUGCUGCAAGAUUUCAUUCAGAAUGUCAGCCCCGAGUCCCAGCAGCGAUGGGACCUAGCUUUGAGUAUGUUGUUUACCUGGAUGAAGUUGCAUACCGAGCAGGGAAUUUUGCAGAGUGGCUUAGAAGAAGCUCUUUCGAACCUUAAAUUUACCAGGGCUAUUGCAUGUCACAUCAGAGCCCAGAACUGCGGAUGGGUCGCCUUUUACGAUGCAGAAAAAGACAGUGUUCUCGUCGACGCAUUUGAGGUGUCAUCGGAGGAUGGAUCAAUACUGUCCUCCUCUGGUGGGCUCAUACGUCGAUUCCCCGGAGUUGGUGUAGCUAUCUCGGCAGACAAGCUGUCUGAUCCGACAUUCUGCUCCUAUUUGGCCACCGAAAUAUCUCAAUUAGCAUCCGAGGAAGUGCCUGAGAUGCUGCCGAAAAGCAAAAAAGCGGGAAUUGAAGUGGACGAAAUCCGGAACACAACCCAUCCUGGCCUGGUGACAGAAGGCUUGAUGACACAACUUCUGGCACUUGGUACACACCAUGAAGAAAAAAGGGUUUUAAAAUGUGUGCGAGACGAGGUAAACUGGAAGUCUGCUUUAUUACCAUGGAGGCGGUCUCCAGCUUGGCUCGUCAUCCGAGUCGCUCUGCAGUUGGUUCUUCGGCGAUGCUUCAAUGAAACGGAAGGGCGCCUUCAUUACAAAAACUUCAUUCUGUACUUCAUGGCAACACUGGCGGCAAGACAAAAUCCGUCCGUAGCCUCCCAUGAACUUGCGGAUUGCUAUGAAAUCAUGCGUGCUCGGAUUGGCCGGCGGAUCUACAAGCUGGAGGAUAAAGAUGAAGUCUUUUCAUUUGUUGCCAACCGUGCACACUCCGCAAGCAAGGAUCUGCUUGACAGAUUGAUGUCUAUUAAAAAGCAGAUCAAAAUAACCAACCGUGUGAGGAUUCCGCUGAUUCCAUCGUCAUCUUCGCAAGAUGAUGUUCACCAAUCACUGCUUCAUUGCAAGGAAUAUCUUCAAGCGGCGAUGCGUUCGUCGCCUAAUCAAGUAAAGCCCACAAAGUUCUGUCGAACUCACACAUCCAACUUAAAAUGGAGCAAUGACUUGCCCAUUCCGAAGAUCGGGUCGAUCAUGGCUCUCAGUGAAUUUGAGCAAUGGGUUGAUGGGCACCUACAGUCCUGGUUCAUCAAUCAACCUGCUUCGAAACAUGAAGCAGCGUGUCGUGAACUUGAAAAUACCAUUGCGCAGUACUUUUCCCUCGCAAAGUCGACGUACAUCUCCAACCCACAAGCCACGUCAGUUAUGAUUCUUGUAAUGUUGGAACUGUGGGUAGUGCUAGACAAAAUGGCUCUACGACUCUGUCCCCUGAUGAAGAGGUUCUCUCCUGGAAUCCCCGAUAACUUCCUCGAACCUCUACUACUUCCCAAGAUCGGUCAAAUGAAACGGGCGAGGGAGGUCGAGCAGUACAUAAAUGUGCGGCAUAAGGAAUCGGACAAAACCAACCCUAGCAUCUUCUGUGACCCAGCACCAAAUUGCUUUGGUGUUCAAUUUUUCAACAGCUCCGAGGAACACCAAAUGCUCGAAUGCAGAAUUGAGCAGUCUGCCAAUGCAAUUAGAGCAGCAAAGCAAGCGGAAUGGGAGAGAUUAAGUGCUCAAUACGAACGCCUACACGAACAAGAGCAACAAAUGUCGCAUUAUUAUGAUUACAAUGGCGAUGAUGAAUACGUUCACCUUCCGCGGGAUUGCCCAAGGUGUUCACUGAACAAACAAAUCGAAUCUAUCUCCAUUCGGGUUCAUGAAUGGCCACUUCCAACAGAAGAUAUUGCACGAAAAACCGCUGUAUUCGAGCUCAGUAUUCCCAUUUGGUUUGCAUCAUGGCGCAACAGUACCUGGAGAGUUCUCCACGAGCUUGGACGAACACUUACAGUGACUACUACCGAUAUGGAAGUCAGAUGGCUUGAAUAUACAGAGAUCCAAACAUUCGUCACGAGACGCGAGUCGAACAUUGUUCUGGCCUCAUAUACAAAAUCAUGGCGGAAGUCUCACUACAGAUCGCACAGAUUCCCUGUUUCCUUCGAUUCUGUUUGCAUCCCAAAUGCGCUUCGCCUGCGACUUUUCGACAACACAAGAAUUGCCUGGGUGACAAUUCAGACCAAUAAACCGAGCGUCAAGAGCAUGUGCACCAUACAACUCCCACUCGGAGUGUACUCAAAUCUGCAAUACACCCUCAAUUCCACUUCACACUCCCAGAACCAGGUCAUAGCGACCCAGAAAGACUGCGAUAAAAAGCUCAGCUUGCUAGAAUUUGAGGCUUACGGAUGUCUUCGCUCUGGGGAAAAUCUUCAAUGGGGCAAUAUUUUGAGGAAUCUGGCAUCAUCGGCAUUAUCACUGAAUGAGGAGGCUGUUGUCUCCCUUUUCAAACAAGCCGCUUGGGAACUGGGGCCACUAUCCGGAAGAUUAGGCUCAAUCAGAAGAGCUGCACAUGAAGCCUUUGAGGAUAUAGGCUUUGGUGACUGUCUGCUGCACCUGUUGCGAGAGAGAUUGGUGACGAUUGAAAAUAACUGGAACGAAUAUUGCACCUUCGAUCUUAUUGUCACACUUGGUGUUCGUAUUCUUGCUUUAAAAAGUGGAUCACCGUCGGUUGAGAAGGUCGUUGAAUUCCUACGACAAUGUCGGGAGGUGGGGAUGGAUUGGUGCGAUCAGUUGAAUCAAAGUUUUCUGAAUAAAGAAGAGAACGACGAUCAAAGACAACAACAGCUGCUACUUCUGAUUGCAUCUACUUGCCAAGCCACGUAUGAUGUUGAUCCUAUGUUUUUGGACAUGGUUAUCGAAACGCCCCGAGACCUCUUUUGCUUCGUCCGAUGCUCCAUUUUACUGUUCGAGAACUCACCUCCAGAAACAGACGGUCUGUCGCCCAAGAUAAAGCUUAGCGUGGAGAAUUCAGAAAGGAUCCGGUCACUAUCAAGAUCACGGAUAAUAUGGAUGAUUAUGAACUGCGCGUCUGGAUUGAAUGAAGCAAUUCAAAGUGGCAUGAACUGUCUUGAAGUUUCCGGGCUUUGGAAAACUUGCUCGGAUACCUGGGUAACUACGGAAACAAGCAACAGUGCGCAAGGCUUCGGGCAACGACUCCACUUCAAUUAUCUCACAGGUGAACUUCUUGUGGAUGGAAAUCCUCCAGGGAGGUUGCCAGCUCGCUUUGCGAAUAAUACUCUCUACCAACGCCUCUUCGGAACGAGAGUUAUCCCGGUGAUGCCAUCGAGUUUGCCCGGAGCAUCGUUUGUCUUGUCACACACCGUUGAGAAUUUUGAAGUUCACUUCGGGAUGCAGAGUGGGAAGCUUUUGAUCAAAACCCGCAAGGGGUCUCAGGUCUUGCAGCUUAUACCACACGAGGUCCUCGAGAGGGACUUCCCUAGAGUAUUAAUCUCCGAGAACUUUCAUUGGCUGGAUUUGGAGACUGGGGCUGUUGAAUUCCGUCCACUGAACCAGCCAUGGAAACCUUCUGACCGCAAUUGGCAUUUGUUCUUUGAUCCUAAUUCGCCGGGCAACAUGCUCAUGCAACAAGAUUCCAAGACCCUAGUCGAUGUGCAGAGCCCGCCUUUCCAAAAAAUUAAUCACAUAUUGAAAGUCCUUGAUGCAAGUGAUGAGAUUGUUGUCAUUCGGACGGCUGUUGGAACACUGGAGGCAGAACUAAGCCGUUUACGGUUGAAAUUCUUCGUCAAUGAUAAUGGACGUGUAACGUCAAAGGAGUUCGGCGCCCUGAUUGAUGUGGACCAAGACAUCGGCUGUUUCUAUGGGCUGAAGAACAAACUGGUCCUCGUUGAUUCCUCCAAUAAUCGAUCGGUCAUUAUUCCUUACGGAAACCCGAUGAUUAGUAGAGAAGAUCAUCAUGUUGCAGUCACAAUCGAUCUACCAACCGGAAAUCGCGCGAAGUACAUGCAUUAUUUCUUGGACAGUCAUCUACAAGUUCUGCGAGGAUUUCACCCUCUGGCUAUCUUGUACCAGGCGUACUUGCACGCAAUCACGUCUUUCCCUGUCCCUGAUAACUUGACUCAUCGCUCAGGUACCGAAGAGGCUAUCCGUAUUCUACGUCAGGAGUGUUUAAAAUCAGCAUUCCCUCUUCAAAAUGAUGCUACCGAGACCCUGGAAAGGAUUGCAGCACUUACGCCGUGCCGCAGAUUUUAUCCUCAGCACCUUCGUGUCAUGCAAACUAUCGUAUGGUCUAGUAACUUAGGUCAACUUGCCCAACACGAUGACUUCCAGUCCUUGUCGCAAGAGAUUCUUCAGUUCUCUGAGCAGUUUUCACAUUUCCAUGGUGCCAAAAAGAAGGAAAACUGCCUCUUAUACCCGGGGAGUAUUGAUUUGUUAAAGCGUAACCGUUGCCGCGCCGAGCAGAUCAUGAGGUCGCAAUUCAGCGAAUCCCCCACUCCAUCAAGGAAGAUAAAUUACAACUCCCGCGAUUGUAACAUCACAAGUGCUCGCAGUCAGAAUGUGUAUAGAAUCGCAGCUCUGAUUCGAGAUUGGCCUACGACAGUUGGUCAUUCAUCACAUCUACUGGCAACCAUGAGGCAAUUCAAAAACCUAGCAACGCUCUCAGCUGAUUUUACCCGUUACUCUUGCUCUCAAAUGCUAAAUCAGUCGAUGGAGAGUGCCUGGGUGGGUUUAUACCACGCCUGCCAGACAAGUUCUAGGGCUACGCACACCUACUUCUUGAUUUCCUUGUUUUCUAUCCUUGCGUUUGGUGGGAAGAUUGACCAGUCGGUCCUCCGUCAAUUACUUCAGGUUGCUUUCUCGGAGAAAUGCAAAUAUAUUCCAGUGCCACUCAACUCGACGACGGUACUGAAUCUCAGCCUUGGGGGGGACUUUGUUCUUUCUCAAAUUCAAUACGCAAUCAAUACUUCCUACACAACCUUCACUAAGGUAUACAAUUCACACCUCUCACGUGCAGAACAAGCCAAAAUCAACCAAGAAGCCAAAGCCAACUGGUGCAAACAAAGGGCCGAGGAUGUACGGUUGUGUGGGGACUAUAUACGAGCUCAGUGGCCGUCCAAAACUCCUGUACUUCCAUCUCAUGCUCUGGUUCCACUGGUUCGUAGAAAGCCGGCACAUGAAAUGAUACACAUGCUUUGUGGCGAUUGGGUCCAAAACCGGAAUUUCCUUGACUUCCUGCGCCGGGUACAGAAGGAAGCGCCGCCCUCCGACCCUUGGUAUCACGAUGUGGAUCCUGUUCCCACCUCCCCUGUCCACUUUCAGGAGAUUGAAUACAGUUCAUUUCAGCCACCCUGUGGCUUUGAUCUAAUGCAUAGGUCUCAUCCAGACCCCCCUCAGACUCCGUUUGCUCCGAUGACCUAUCGCGGGGUUUCUUCGAUCCUGCAAUCAACACCUGAGCUCUGGUCCCUAGCAAAGCAUUUCCAAGCGAGCUCUAACCAAUGUCAACAAGAGUAUGGAAACGGGCUAAGUCAAAGUGUCCAAGCGUUAGAGGACUUCUCAACUUCAGAAUCUACGCCUGGUGAAUCUGACCUUGCUGCCUCUUUUGACUGGGUGACAAACGGAGAUGCGGUACUUCGACAUCAAGAAGAGCUUGAAAGACAGAGAGAUACAUUGUGGGAUGAAAUUGUCGCGAAUUUAAGGACGAGUGCAAAUACAAUUUGGCCAGAUACUGACACCGUCAGCCCUUCUGUCACCGUGUGGUCAGUUCUGUCUAUUCUGGCCUCUGAUAAGUGGACCAGCAUUCCCAUCCAGUGGAAGGUGUUACUUGUGGCAUUUGGAAAGUCCAUCUCUGCCUUGCGUCGUUGCGAGAGACUGAUUGCCUGUACCGAAAAUCGGGAUAUCGAUGGAUUUCUCAAAGAGGCAGAAAACCCGGGCUAUGAGGGGUGGGACCCUUUGAACUACCCGACUUGGCUGCUGUUGGAAAUUGAAAAUAACAUUACUAUCCGGAAGCGCCAAGUUGAAGUUGCAGCUCGGAUGAUUAAACCGGACUGUGGUGAAAACGCAGUGCUUCAGCUUAACAUGGGCGAAGGCAAGACUUCCGUCAUUACACCCAUGGUGGCUGCAGUGUUGGCCAACGGCCAUGAUCUUCUCAGAAUAAUUGUCUUGAAACCUCUCUUAAGGCAGAGUGACGCGCUUCUUUCUCAGCGGCUCGGGGGUCUGAUCAAUCGACGCAUCUACCACAUUCCAUUUUCGCGACAAACGGAACUUUCUUCUCCCAUUGUUAGCCAGCUCCAGUCCUUAUAUGAGCAGUGUUUCCGCCAGAGGGGUAUUCUGAUUGCCCUCCCCGAGCAGAUGCUCUCAUUCAGACUCAUAGGAUUAGAUGCUGUGGAGAGAAACCCCAAUAUCUUCUCGCCACUGAUACGUCUUGAGAAUUGGCUGCAAAGCAAGUGCCGGGAUGUCAUUGACGAAAGUGACGAAGUCCUGGAUGUCAAGUUCCAAUUGAUUUAUACUAUGGGAACGCAGCAAUCUCUCGAUGGGCUCAGUUGUCGCUGGGAGACGACUCAGAAUUUGCUUCGCCUGGUCUCCAUACAGGCAAAGCGUCUUUGUCAGGAUGAUCCAACAUGCAUCGAGGUUGAUCAGCUAGGUUACCGGUUUCCUAUUUUGCGAUUUCUGAAAGUCGAUGCGAUCGAACGACUGAUCGGUUACACACUCAAGUCGAUCUCCGAAAAUGGAAUCCCCGGGUUACCAUUUACCCAAUGGAAUUCACGGGUCAAGAGCAGCGUGAUGCGAUUCAUUGAACAUUCUGAACUUGCCAAGGACGACGAAUCUUUCAUCCGGGAAGAAUUUGACGGGAGUGUCUUUAUGACCAAUCUUCUCGUUUUACGCGGACUCUUUGCUUAUCGCAUCCUGCGGUUCUCGCUUGCUGAUAAACGUUGGCUAGUGGAAUAUGGCCUCCACCCUUCCCGGUGUUUAAUGGCGGUGCCAUACCGUGCGAAGGGUAUCCCAUCCGAGAAUUCAGAAUUUGGACACCCUGAUGUGGCAGUGACUCUCACCUGUCUGAGUUACUACUACGAUGGACUGAGGAAAGAGCAACUGAGGGACUGCUUCGUGCUCUUGGCCAAAGAAAAUGACCCUUCAACUGAGUUCCAUAACUGGGUCACGCAGUGUGUGGAUGAUUUACCAGCCGGUUUACGGACAUACUCAGGCGUGAACCUCGAGGACGAUAAGACCUUCACCCAGACUCUGUUCCCCAUUCUCCGCUAUCAGAAAGAGAUAGUUGACUUCUACCUAUCUCGGUUCGUUUUCUCUAGAGAAGCAAAGGAAUUCCCUCGGAAGCUCUCGUCAUCCGCGUGGGAUAUUCCUGCACGGCGUGGCCUUCAACUGACGACAGGCUUCAGCGGUACGAACGAUAACCGGUUUCUGCUACCUUUGUCAAUCCGUCAAAGGGAUCUUGGAGAACUUCUUCACACCAAUGCAAUGGUACUAGGCUUAUUGCUGCGAGAGGACAACAGGCAAUGUAUCCUGGCGCAGGAUGAGGAGGGCCGCCAGCUAGAUGUUGAUCGGCUCCUGAGGCUUGUAGUCAGCACCGGUGAAGGCUCACCCACGGCCAAGCCUGUACGAGUUUUGAUUGAUGUUGGUGCCCAAAUUUUGGAGGCCGGGAAUCAGUCAGUCGCCCAAAAAUGGCUUGCCAUGACCCCGGAGGGAGAUGUUGAGGCGGCAAUAUUCUUCGACCAAAGUGAUGAGACUAUGGUGAUUGACCGGGAGGGGCAUGUUGAGACUCUCUUCUCGUCUUCGUUCCGACAACGAAUGGGGGCUUGCUUGGUAUUCCUUGAUCAACACCACUCGCGCGGUGUCGAUUUGAAGUUACCACUUGCGACGCGUGCCGCAGUCACUCUAGGGCCGAGACUAACGAAAGAUAGGCUUGUUCAGGCCUGCAACCGACUUCGUGGCCUUGAAAAAUGCCAAUCCCUUCUAUUUCUGGUUCCUCCAGAGGUCAGCCACAAUAUGAGGUCUAUAUUGGGGAUAUCAUCCGAUAGAGUUUUCACUUCAGCAGACGUACUAAAGUGGUCUAUGGCUCAGACAUGCCAGGCCCUGGACAAUGUACGCCCGCUUUGGGCAAACCAGGGACUUCAGUACCACAAGAAGAUCAUUCUUUGGGAUUUAAUAGUGGGACAAAGUGACCCCUCCACGAAGUCUAAAACCGCUAGUUCUAUACAGGAGCCUGAAGCCCGGACACUCUCCCAGCUCUACGCACCUUGGGACGAGGAUAGGCGGGGUAGGAACGGCCACAAGAUGCCUGAAUGGAAUGUCAACAAUGAGCAAGUUCAGGAGUUGUUGAAAACUUUGCAGUCAACUUCAGGUCAUAUCGCGACUUCUGCUUACCUUCAUGAGGAACAAGAGAGAGAAAUUGCAUGCGAGGUGGAGCGAGAAGAACAGAUUUCACGGCCCCCAUCAUACGAGCCUGAAGACCACAACCUCCACGACGAUAUCCGGUAUUUCGCUAAUUUCGGCAAGUUCCGUGAUAAGAAACCAUCCAAGGCUGUUACAUUGGCUUUCCAAGGUCUGGAAAAUACAUCUGCUGGGAAGGAGAACCAUCCACAUCUGCUUGGGCCUAGAUUGUAUUCCACUGUGGACUUCAACCAAACCGUGAAAAUUUCCAAGAAUAAUGUCAUGGAUGAUUUCAGCAAGCAGGUGAAUUGGAUUUUAUCCAGUGUCCACAGCGAUGUUCUGAUUAUCGUGAGUCAGUACGAAGCUAAUGAGCUCAUCAAUAUCGUUCGCAAAUCAGAGAAUGUCAGACUUAACAUCUACGCCCCGCGGCUAACGAAGCCCAUGCGGUCGUUCCGCCACCUUGACUUCUUUGGCGUUGGCGCAAACAUUCCAAUGCAGCCUGACGACGCAAUGACACGGUGUCUGGAGAUGUUCUCUGGGAGCCUUUACUUCGGCUCAUUCGAAGAUUACAACAAUUUCCGUUCCUUCUUGGGGCUUCUUACGGAUAACCUUGGUGGAAUUCCAGACGAUGCCAUGACCAAUGAGGGAUUCGUCAAAUACAUUUCCCGCAGGCAACUUCAAUGGCCUAUCGACUCACCCUUUGUUGAAAAUCCGCUUCCGUUCCUCGGUGCCCUGAUUCAUAUUCGAACCAAAGGAAUGGGAUACCAACAAUCUCAUGUCGGCACACUCGUCAAAGCCAUGCCAUUGAGUGCUGAACGAUUUUGA
Molecule: messenger RNA, 9246 nt
Organism: Penicillium roqueforti
Lineage: Eukaryota; Fungi; Ascomycota; Eurotiomycetes; Eurotiales; Aspergillaceae
Exons: 5
Coding region: 1-9246 (3081 amino acids)
Source: RefSeq, a predicted model, not a curated record